This is a messenger RNA of Caenorhabditis sp. 36 PRJEB53466, 1239 nucleotides long. The record is from the annotation of a GenBank genome assembly. Lineage: Eukaryota; Metazoa; Nematoda; Chromadorea; Rhabditida; Rhabditidae.
AUGCUCCUGCUUUCAAUCACCGUAUUUUGCCUGUCAGUUUUCUCCUCGUUCGCAACAGAGAAGAAAUGCCCUCCGGUGAAGAAAGGUAGACAAUUCUUGUUUGUUGGCACUUUCAGACCUAGAAAAUCUUUCCCAUUGUUUGUACAAACACGGUUACGGCUGAAAAAUUGAAUUACUAUUCAUGAAAAUUGUACAAAACUUAUUUUGAUCAGUGUAAAGUGUUUUUACUCGAAACGCGAAAGUUUAUGCGAGAAAACUUGUGUUUCCUCAAUAGUAUUGAAGAAAAAACUAUCUCUCAUCAUCCCAAGACCCUUACAACUUUUCAGGUGCUUGCUGCACGGCGCCCAUCACACCUGGUUGUCGACUUCCGCGACAGUGCUACAAAUAUAUCAUGGCUAAUUGUCCUGACCGCAAAAUUGCCGUUUUCUCGAGAAAGGUCGGAAAUGAUCGACGAUCGGCGCCACGGAAACCAUUAGUAAGUGCUUUGUAUAGGAUCGUAUUACAAUUUUUCAGAAGAGAAAGCGAAUUAAAAUUAAAAUUCACUUUCUCUUCAAUGUGGUAAUAAAACAUACUUCCGAGCAAUUAGAAAGAGAGUAUGACUGUAAGUAAGAUUGAUAUCAAAUUUAAUUUAAUUUUAGGGAAAAUGUGGAACAGCUGAUGUCAAUUACCAGCCAUGUACUUCCAAAGGAAUCGCCAACAAACUUUUCUUGGCGUGUUGCCAACUCUACGUUCCAGAGGAAUGCCAUCAUAUGUGUGUGUAUGAAACCGACCAAACGGUGACCCGUAACAUGGUGAGUUAAUUUAAAAAACAAGAUGAUAGAAGUUGAAGCACCAUUAUUACACACCUUGACAUGUUGUUUAUGAUCCCUGUGUCACCAACUGUGUAUUCAUCAAUCUUGAUAGAACAUGACAUCUUCCGGACAUCUUACAGCUGACCAACAUGAGGAAAGACAGCCAAUGCCGUAUCAAGCACCUUUCCUCUAUUUUGUAUUGUGCCAGUCAGAACAGAGACAACAGAAAAUGCUGCCUGGACCUUGAUCUCAAUGCUCCACAACUUCAGGUACGAAAUGUUGGAUGGGAGUAAUAAGAAAAACGUUGCUUCAGGUCGGAUCUCGUUGCCUCCGAAUGUGUGAUCCAUCGGGAACAUCCAUCGAUAGGAUAACCAAAGAAGAUGUUACCUGUUUGUACAACUGGAAUGUUAUUAUGUAUUGCCAUCAUGCCGGAAUACGGGAAAUGUGA